AUGUUGCAGAUUGGGGAGGACGUGGACCGUCUGCUCAUCCCUCGCGAGGUCCGCCUGGCGGGGGGUGUCUGGCGAGUCAUCUCCAAGCCCGCCACCAAGGAGGCGGAAUUCCGAGAGCGCCUGACCCAGUUCCUGGAGGAAGAAGGCCGCAGCCUGGAGGACGUGGCUCGCAUCAUUGAGAAGAGCACCCCGCACCCGUCCCAGCCCCCCAAAAAGCCCAAGGAGCCCCGAGCGCGGAGAAGAAUCCAGCAGAUGGUGACGCCUCCGCCCCGGCUGGUCGUGGGCACCUAUGACAGUAGCAACGGUAGUGACAGCGAGUUCAGCGACUUCGAGACCUCCAGGGACAAGGGCGGCCGCGGCGCGGGCCAGGCCCGGGCCCGGAGGGUUCGCAAAAUGCCCGUCAGUUACCUGGGCAGCAAGUUCCUGGGGAGUGACCAGGAGAGCGAGGACGAUGAGGAGCUGGUGGACGCCUUCCUGCGGCGAGGGGAGAAGAAGGCCGGCGCGGCCCCUGCCCGCCGCCGGGUGGCCGUGCCCGUCCCCGUGGUGGAGGACCACCCGCCCCAGCUCUCCAAGGCCGACAGGUGGCGCGAGUAUGCCAGCCAGGUGUCCUGGGGGAAGCUGACGCGCAGGGUGAAGAGCUGGGCGCCCAGGUCCUUCCCGGGGAUGGGCGAGGCGCGCCAGGCCCUGUCGAGGGUGGAGAGGGACAGGGUGUCAGGGCCAGCUGGCACCAGCCAGGGGCAGAGUACAGGAAACGCGGGAGGUGGGCAGGGGGCUUGCACCCCUCCACCACGAUGGAGGCCCAAGAUCAGCUGGGCCUCCUUGAGGCGUCGCAGGAGGGAGGAGGCAGCUCAGGGGGCAGAAGUCGCAGGUGACCUGGUGGCAGAGGUCCCGGGUGACCAGGUGGCAGGGGUCCCGGGAGACCAGGUGGCAGGGGUCCCGGGAGACCAGGUGGCAGAGGUCCCGGGAGACCAGGUGGCAGGGGUCCCGGGUGACCAGGUGGCAGGGGUCCCGGGUGACCAGGUGGCAGGGGUCUCGGGUGACCAGGUGGCAGGGGUCCCGGGUGACCAGGUGGCAGGGGUCCCGGGAGACCAGGUGGCAGGGGUCCCGGGUGACCAGGUGGCAGGGGUCCCGGGUGACCAGGUGGCAGGGGUCUCGGGUGACCAGAGGGCAGAUGUUGCAGCUAUGCAGGGGGGCCCAGAGACAACCCCAGGAGCCAGGGCCCGGAAACAGGUCAAAACAGUGAGGUUCCAGACCCCAGGACGUUUUUCAUGGUUUCGCAAGCGCCGGAGAGCCUUCUGGCACACCCCUAGGCUGCCAACGCUGCCCAAGAGAGCCCCCAAGGCAGGCGAGGCCAGGAGCCUCCGGGUGCUGGGAGCCGAGGCCAGCGCAGACUCGGAGCAGGGAGAAAGAGAACACCAGCUGUGA
Messenger RNA from Orycteropus afer afer, 1425 nucleotides. RefSeq names its product coiled-coil domain containing 8 (gene CCDC8). The transcript has a single exon. The coding region runs from base 1 to 1425 and encodes 474 amino acids. The record is from RefSeq and is a predicted model, not a curated record. Gene Ontology annotation, cellular component: 3M complex. Lineage: Eukaryota; Metazoa; Chordata; Mammalia; Tubulidentata; Orycteropodidae. Gene Ontology annotation, biological process: microtubule cytoskeleton organization; regulation of mitotic nuclear division.